CUGUGACCAAAACCCGUCGGUUUCGUCAAAACCCGUCGGAAAUCGCGACUCAUUUUGCUGUGCUAUUUCGAUAGGCCCCUUGUCCUAUUUAGCAUGCAGAUGAUGGUUUCAUAUCUUGUCCCUCGUUUCACUUUCUCCCACAACAUCAAUGUCGAAAACUCCUCCUCCGGUCUAUGCUUCCUCUAGCGUCUCCACUGGAAUUCAGCUCGCCCGCGACGCAGAGCUUCUCAUCAACGACUUCUUACCUGACUCAAGGUCAUCUGCCGACUAUGCUGGACCUUCACAAGGCAUUCCACUACCUCUCUGUAUCCCACAAAUCGCCACUAAAUUCGAUUCUUCCUUCGCUCGUGGCUAUAAUGACGUCUUAGCCGAGGCUGUGGACAUCCCCCAGGCUGAGCUUCUGUCCUUUAUUGAUGGUCUGAAUCUUGCUAUGACAGCGAGCCCGCCUCUUCGUGUCGUGGAUACGGCGGGUAUGAUCAUUGGUCUCAUACCAUAUCACUGGACCAUAAUAGCUAGUGCUGCAAUGCAGACCGCCGCCCAGACAGGAAUGCGCGUCCUAUCAAAGUCCCUUACGGACCGUUAUCUGCGUGCAGCCAAUCAGCGCAUAUUCAAACCGCGAGGCCUCUCCGCUCGCUUGUGCACCACGAAUGCCAUGAUGAAGCUCAUCUCCGGCGAAGGCGGUGAAGCGCCCAAGAUAUCUAAAAUGAACAAAAUCGGUCGAACGGUGGGGACAGGCCUGCUCUAUCUCCCACUCCCUCUCGCCAGCCGUAUCGUGCGCCUCAUCGCUGAUAAGCCCGAAAAGAUUGCUCCUUCUGAGGGUUCUGAAAAGAAUCUCGUGCUCAAACGACGACUUCAACUCGUCGAGGGCCUGGCUCUUCCACUGCAGCUAGAUGACAUACCUCCCCCUCAGAAGCCGGAGGGCAUGAUGGAUAAGAUGAACGAUUAUGGAGUGAGGUUCGACAAGUAUAGGAACAAUAAGAAGGAGAAGAAAAACGAGACCCGUCGUAGGGAACUUGCCCGCUUAGAAUCAGGUGGCCCUGAUUUGAGCCGGAGAGAAAGGUUGCAGCGGAUGAGGAUUGAGCACAACAAGAGACGACCCGGUCUGAUAGGUAGCAUUACCGGGCCGAAGGAGACUAGACUAGAAACGCGAGUUGCGAAUGCUGACCUUCUCGAGCACUGGGGUACUGAGAAGAUUGUCUGGAUCGUCAUAAUGAACGAGGAGAAAGAUGGAGAAAUUGAAGGAGUUCAAAUCGCGGAUAGUCUUGACGAUGAGGAACGCAUCGAUGACAGGGUAUGGAAUGAUAUAAUGGUUUUGGAACGGGAGGAAUUGGACGAGGAACUGUUGAUGGAGGCAGAAACAAAGAAGAAUUAGAAAACAAAUACGAGACUUUUGGGGCUUAGUCUGACUGCUCGGUGAACAAGAUGGAGUUUCCACACUACCUUUGCAGAUGUGGUCUCUUGGCCAACGUUCCACGCUUCUGUAUGACAAUGUAAUGCAAUGCGAGUUAUCACAC
This is a messenger RNA of Guyanagaster necrorhizus, 1514 nucleotides long. RefSeq lists its product as uncharacterized. The record is from RefSeq and is a predicted model, not a curated record. The transcript is spliced from 3 exons. The coding region runs from base 149 to 1372 and encodes 407 amino acids. NCBI's taxonomy places the organism in Eukaryota, Fungi, Basidiomycota, Agaricomycetes, Agaricales, Physalacriaceae.